Molecule: messenger RNA, 1114 nt
Organism: Didymodactylos carnosus
Lineage: Eukaryota; Metazoa; Rotifera; Eurotatoria; Philodinida; Philodinidae
Source: the annotation of a GenBank genome assembly
AUGAAUCAAAACAUUCUUGUUCCAAAGGCUCGAUCAACAUCAACUUCAUUAGCAAUAGCGACGACAAACAAGAAGAAAUGCCGUGGCGAUCGGAAACGACAACGUUAUCGGCGGCAACUUUAUACUCAAGGUUUAGGUUCAACGAUGGUAGAUAAAUUAGUCGACGAAAAAUUCUCUUCUCAAGCACAUUCACAAGAGCACCUCUGCAAUGAUGCAGUAGAGCUUCAAGAAUCAGACAUCCGCAAUAUCGACGCCUUCAUACCACUGGAUCGAGUGGUAUUGCCAGAUUCAGAUAGUGACGACAGUGAUGAUAGCAUGAAGAUGGCUCCCAAAAGAAAAAGAUUUAUAUUAACACCAACACCAACAUCAGAAACAACAACAAUACUUGACGAACCGAUACGUCACUUAUCAUUAUCACAAGGAGAUGCUAAGAGAACAAGAACAACAAUAACAACAACAUCAAUAGACAGAGGAUCGAAUGAUGAGAUGAGUCAACCCUCGAUGAGUUACAUGGAAAAGUAUCUACCGCGUUAUUUGAAAGUAUCUGAUCGAGUAUUUAAACAAAUACUGUCAAAUACUGUUCAUGAUGGUAACCAACUUACUCGAUGCUUAGAUACUCCCGAAAAACUACAUCUUGUUCGCCAAUUAAGUGAACUUACCAGUACUCUCUAUUUCAAAGAUUUACAGCGACAAUUAUGGCAAGAAUAUCAUAAUAUAAGCUCCAAAGAUGACAUGUGGGAAUCAACACUAACGAAGCAAUAUGCUCAUCAACAUAAUACAUGUCGGAUGUACAGGCCACAAAAGACUUACAUUGAACAACGUCGAAAGACAAUUGAACAUCAGUUGCAUCAAAUAGGUAAUGAACUACGUCAAUACUUAAUCAAACUACAACAGAAUGCUGCACAAUGGCAAUCAUCGAUUGAUCCGAAUACGAUCUCAGACGCAAUCAAUGAGUGUGUUAAAAGGGGCCAACAACGAUUGAAAGAUGAAUUUUAUCACAAAAAAGAGAUGUUAAAACUGGACUGGGAUGAUCACUAUUUUAUUAUUAAGUUUUAUGAUUUAAAACCAAAUGAAGAACUUAUUGAAUUGGCCAAAGAGAUUUGGCAAGCAACAG